Messenger RNA from Aspergillus aculeatus ATCC 16872, 927 nucleotides. RefSeq names its product polysaccharide deacetylase family protein. Gene Ontology annotation, molecular function: hydrolase activity, acting on carbon-nitrogen (but not peptide) bonds. The record is from RefSeq and is a predicted model, not a curated record. The transcript has 4 exons. NCBI's taxonomy places the organism in Eukaryota, Fungi, Ascomycota, Eurotiomycetes, Eurotiales, Aspergillaceae. Gene Ontology annotation, biological process: carbohydrate metabolic process. Bases 1 to 927 code for a protein of 308 amino acids.
AUGGGCAAGAAGCGUGUUUUGGUCAGCUACGGAGUAGAUAUCGACGCUGUAGCCGGUUGGCUGGGGUCAUAUGGCGGAGAGGACAGUUCCAAUGACAUCAGUCGAGGCCUCUUUGCCGGCCAUAUCGGCACAACGCGACUGCUGAAGCUAUUCGAGAAGUAUGGCAUCAAAGCGACAUGGUUCAUCCCCGGUCAUUCCCUUGAGACCUUUCCGGAGGAGUGCGCCAUGGUCCGCGAUCAGGGGCACGAGAUCGGUCUCCACGGAUAUAGCCACGAGAACCCAACCGACAUGACUAUCGAGCAACAGCGUGACAUCCUGGACAAGACCUACCAUAUGAUAUACAAUUUCUGCGGCAAGCCGCCACGAGGCAUCGUUGCUCCAUGGUGGGAAACGAGCAAAGAAAUGGCUGAUCUGCUGCUUUCCUAUGGAAUUGAGUACGAUCAUUCCAUGUCUCAUCAUGAUUGCCAGAUGUACUGGCUGCGGACAGGCGACUCGUGGACUAAGAUCGACUAUAAGCAGAAGGCUGAGACGUGGAUGAAGCCCCUCGUCCGGGGCCAGGAUACAGGGCUUGUCGAGAUCCCCGGAAAUUGGUACAUCGAUGACUUGCCGCCGAUGAUGUUCAUCAAAUCGGCACCGAACAGCCAUGGAUGGGUGAAUCCAAGAGACAUUGAGGACAUCUGGAAGGAUCACUUUGACUACUUCUACCGCGAGUACGACGAGUUUGUUUUCCCGAUGACUAUACAUCCCGAUGUGUCUGGACGUCCGCAUGUGCUCCUAAUGCAUGAGAGAAUCAUUGAGCAUAUCAACAAGCACGAAGGCGUAGAAUGGGUGACAUUCGAGCAAAUGUGCGACGAGUUCAAGAGCAAGAACAAGCCACCCGAGGGGGCAAGAAUGCCUGAAGCUCCCAUGCCUCUAAAGCAGGCUUGA